This is a messenger RNA of Panicum virgatum (switchgrass), 1618 nucleotides long. RefSeq names its product homeotic protein knotted-1-like. Lineage: Eukaryota; Viridiplantae; Streptophyta; Magnoliopsida; Poales; Poaceae. Gene Ontology annotation, molecular function: DNA-binding transcription factor activity, RNA polymerase II-specific; DNA binding. Bases 205 to 1272 code for a protein of 355 amino acids. The transcript is spliced from 6 exons. The record is from RefSeq and is a predicted model, not a curated record. Gene Ontology annotation, biological process: regulation of DNA-templated transcription. Gene Ontology annotation, cellular component: nucleus.
CUCUACACUACUGCACUGUCUCUCUCCAAAGGCAGGUGCAUUGGCUUCCAGCCUUUUCCCUCCUGUAUAUCUCUCCCUUCCUCGGUCCCUCAAUGAUAGCACAGAGAGAGAAGACAUACCUUACCUCCAGGCUCCAGGAGCGGAGACAGUGGGCGGAGAGCUCCAUCGCUGCACCACUACUUCACUGGAGAUCCGCCCACUCCCAUGGAGGAGAUCACCCACCACUUUGGAGUUGGCGCAAGCGGCGGACACGGCUACGGCCACGGCCAGCACCACCACCACCACAACCACCCGUGGGGAUCCUCCCUCAGCGCCGUCGUCGCGCCGCCGCCGCAGCCACCGCCGAGCGCGGGGCUGCCGCUCACCCUGAACACGGCUGCCACCGUACACAGCGGCGCCAGCGACGGCAACCCGGUGCUGCAGCUUGCCAACGGCGGCAGCCUCCUCGACGCGUGCAUCAAGGCGAAGGAGCCCUCGUCGUCGUCGCUCUACGCCGGCGACGUCGAGGCCAUCAAGGCCAAGAUCAUCUCCCACCCGCACUACUACUCGCUCCUCGCAGCCUACCUCGAGUGCCAGAAGGUUGGGGCGCCGCCGGAGGUGUCGGCGAGGCUGACGGCGAUGGCGCAGGAGCUGGAAGCCCGGCAGCGCACGGCGCUCGGCGGGCUCGGCGCCGCGACGGAACCGGAGCUGGAUCAGUUCAUGGAGGCAUACCAUGAGAUGCUGGUGAAGUUCAGGGAGGAGCUGACGAGGCCGCUGCAGGAGGCGAUGGAGUUCAUGCGGAGGGUGGAGUCGCAGCUCAGCUCGCUCUCCAUCUCCGGCAGAUCGCUGCGCAAUAUCCUUUCCUCUGGCUCUUCGGAGGAGGAUCAAGAAGGUAGUGGAGGAGAGACAGAGCUCGAUGCACAUGGUGUAGACCAAGAGCUCAAGCACCACCUUCUGAAGAAGUACAGUGGCUAUCUGAGUUCUCUCAAGCAAGAACUGUCAAAGAAGAAGAAGAAAGGAAAGCUCCCUAAGGAGGCUCGCCAGCAGCUCCUUAGCUGGUGGGAUCUGCACUACAAAUGGCCUUACCCCUCAGAGACUCAGAAGGUGGCGCUUGCAGAGUCGACUGGGCUGGACCUGAAGCAGAUCAACAAUUGGUUCAUCAACCAGCGGAAGCGGCACUGGAAACCAUCUGAGGAAAUGCACCACCUGAUGAUGGACGGGUACCACCCAACUGGGGCCUUCUACAUGGACGGGCACUUCAUCAACGAUGGCGGGCUGUACCGGCUCGGCUAGCGCCACUAUCGCCAUUUCACACCAGCUAAACACUAAUGGUUCCAAGUGUCAGAAGUACUGAAGACUUGGCUAGCUAUCUAAUGUUGUGUGCCGCAUGCAUGAGCUGUAAGGAGGCCAUGCUUAACUAUUUUGUUGCAGGUGCUACUAUAUCUGUGCCCUCUAUGCUUACAUGCAUGAACAUUGCUUUAGGUCGUACUCCACAUUGUGGUGGUGUGCUUUUGCUUUUGUGGUUGUAUGCGUGACCUGACAGAUGGAUAACUGAUUGCUACAUGUUUGAAUAAUUUGCACGAUCUAGCUCGUUUGUCUAAUAUAAUGUGAUACUGAUAGUACCACUCAGGCUUCAUCA